AUGCCACUGGAAACUGAAUCCCAAUUCGAAAAGUUUGACAAUACUAUUGCAAAAAUAAGUGAUGACAUUAAUUCUGGUAAAAUUAGUUAUGCUAACAUUUAUGAGGAACUAAAAAAUCAAUUAAGAGAAAACGUCAGUACUGUGUAUGAAGAGUGGAAAAAUAGUAAAUUUGAUCCAAGUUUCAAAUUUAAGUUAUAUGAUGAUUUUGAUGAUAUAAUAGAAAAAACGUUAUUACAUAGCGCGAUUGACUGCACAAAAGAAGCUGCAUGUGUACCACUGGUUCAAUAUUUAUUAGAGAAGAAAGCCGAUCCGAAUAUAAGGGAUAGUUAUAAUCAGACUCCACUGAGUAGUGCUCUUUAUGCUCGAGAAGAUAAGAAUAAACAGGUGGUAAAGUUAUUAUUAGAUGCAGGGGCAGAUCAAAAUGCAGUUGACAAUGAUGCAACUUAUAGAAGAACACCAUUAUCUAUAGCCUGUAAAGGUGUUCGUGAAGGUUUUAGCAUAGAAACAAUAAAACUUCUACUAGAAAGAGGAGUAAACAUUAAUGACGUGGUAGAUAAUAAAGGAAAUAUCAUUUUACACCAACUUGUUGAGCAGUCAUUUAGCAUACCAGAAAAAGCAACAACUUUACAAGCACAAACUUCUAAAUUAAUAAAGAUUGUUAUAGAGUAUGGAGCUAAUAUUUAUGCUAAUGACAAUAGCAGUAGCAGUUACACUCCUGAAAAACUUAUUGCAAACCAGUUGCGUGGUCACAUUAUAUAUGAUAAAAAAUUUGUUGCCUCUAUACAGGAAUUCUUAAAAGAGCAGAAAAAAUCAGUGGAAUAUCAUCACAAGUUAUUUGAGGUAGUGGAACAGUAUCAAGAUCUUAGAUCACUUACUGACAUCAUAACAGAAAAUGGUCCAACUAGUAUAAGGGGUAUUCAAGUUUGUAGUAAAGCGGUACCUCAAGCACUUGGGAUACCAGGUAUAAAGCUUGUUGUUAUGGUUGAUGGUGAAUUUAAACAAGAGUUCUCUCAAGGAACAGGAUACCCUGUUAUUAGUGUUGAAGUUGGUUCUCUUAGAAGAUGUCUUGAAAUCAUUUAA
Cinara cedri is the source of this 1080-nucleotide messenger RNA. The record is from the annotation of a GenBank genome assembly. Lineage: Eukaryota; Metazoa; Arthropoda; Insecta; Hemiptera; Aphididae.